Danio rerio (zebrafish) is the source of this 4865-nucleotide messenger RNA. Lineage: Eukaryota; Metazoa; Chordata; Actinopteri; Cypriniformes; Danionidae. The record is from RefSeq and is a predicted model, not a curated record.
GCAAAACCAUUGGAACACAACAGAAAUGUUUCAAGUGGACAUAAAAACCUCGCUAUUAGCUUAAAUAGCUGGGGUUUGUCACGUUUUAGGGUCCCUUUGAAACAUUUUCGUUGUGUUCUGAGCUAUUUGAGUGUUUUCGUAAAUAGCUUGCGUUGUGAGAAAAUGCAGCACGUUUUUCUUAUGUGUUUGCAGUGUGAGGAUUUGCUGCACGUGUGCUAUCAAAUGGAUGAAGAUCUUUUCUAAAUUUGCUGGUGUGUUAUUGCAUGUGUUUUCUUAAGUUGCAGCACAUUAAGCUCUCGGCCACUGUAUUUUCCUCAUGAGAGAUACUGGUUUAUGUUUUACUUUUAACCGAAUGGUGUGGCUAGUAAUGUUGUGCUAGAAAAAAUGUUGCUUUGUAAAUCUUUGGAUCUGCGCGACCUAUUUAUUAAUUUAAUUUCCUCUCUUUAAAAUCAGAUUAUGGCCUUAAUAUCUAUAUCAAUUAUUGAUUUUUGAAAUGAUAGAAAGUAAUGAUGCCAGACAAAGAUAGUUGUGCUUUUAAAUCUAGAAGCUGUCAACUGUGUUUUCACAGCAAAAGAGAAAAGUCAAAUUUAGAAUCACUAAAUAAAAAACAGCACAUAUACUUGCAGUGAGCAAUGGACACAAAAUCACUGGGCCUUUUGUCUCUGUAUGUCAGCGAUGUGAGAAUGCUGCCGCUCUCACUUUCCACAAGAACCCCUGGCACAGAAAGGCACUGACCAGCCCACACAAACAUGCCAGCAGUGCUUCAGAGUGCUUCACUCAUCUGCAGAGUGGACGCACAGAGGAAAAGGGGAGAGAGAAGCAAACAGAUGGAAGUUAGAAAUGAGCAGUAGAGAGAGUGCGGUUUAUGCACGAGAGGAAAAUGGAAAGGAAGAGAGAGAGGGAGAGGAGUGACUCUAUCGAUAAGUGGAUCUAUAGCCAAGCGGGCAUUACUGAACCUGAGUUUGGAGUCAGCUGUGUACACCAUGGCAUGUUGUUGCUGCUGCUGCUGUCCAGUUCCAUGCCUCAGAAACUGCUUCUUGUUUUCAGGUUGGUCCCACCCUGGCUUUCAUAGAUUUUUGCCAUGAGAAGAAAGCGUAACUAUCACAGGGAGACAUCACAGUGUUUCUGUCAGUCAUGGGUAAUAGGUUUACCCAUGAAGCGAUAUCGCCUGCUGAGCUCGAUGCCUUGUGGAAUGACCCUCCAUACACUUUAGCCGCAGUCAGUGAGCUCUUUCCACCCAAUGAUGCCAUGACAGCUGAUGAGGAAGCGGAGGCUGAGGCUGAGGCCGAGGUGGAGGCAGAAGGCAUAAGCAGAGAGAUUUACUGGAGGAGGAAGGAAACGUUCAGCGGAAGCAGCACAGUAUCUUCAUCAGGAGAACGCCUCUCUCCAGAUGUUGUUUUGUUGUUUAGCGGGAGGUGGCGAUCGAGUGUAGCACCUGACGAUCAGCUUCAAGAGGCACUGCGUACAAGACUCCGGGUAGUAGAAAGUAACAGCCAGGAUGUCGUCCAGCUCUUCAAGGACUUGUCUGCACGACUGCUGUCUGUUCAUGCGGAGAAAGACAGCUUUGUCAUCACCUUUAAAACUGUCGAGGAGAUCUGGAAGUUCUCCACUUACCUGGCACUUGGAUAUGUAGCAAGAUGCCUUGAGAACUUUCUUUGUGACCAGUCAUUCUGGCUGGACCCGGCAUUGCUAAGCGAUGUGGAGAUUUCUGUAACAGUGGAUGAAGACCACUUAGCUACUCUUUAUUUGGGACUUCUGCUACAGGAAGGUACAUUCUUUGGCAAGACUUUAUAUAAGAGUGACUGCAAAGAGGAGGAAGAGGAGCUAAACUACAGGAGGAAUGACCUAGUCAUGGUGAAAGACAUUGGACAGGAGGCCAUAUGGGAGGGUACACUACUGUCAACAGGCAAACAUGGUCUGGUGCCUGUGCAUGAUAUGCAGCCUCUGCCUUAUCCAUUUUAUCAAUGGUUCCUUAAGAAAUAUCCAGGAAAUGCAGGAGGAAUUUCAGUUACAGAAGGCCUCUUUGAUCAUCCUGUUGUGGUGGGGACCUGUGUGGCAGUAGUGGACCAUUACCCAGUGGUGAAAGAUGAGCUGCACUUACGCAUAGGAGAUCAAAUCAAGAUUGAAGGAUUUCUUUUCAAUACUCUGAGUAUGUUCAUAGGAAGACACCUCACCAGUGGAGAGACAGGAUUUGUUCACAAAGCCCAUGUAAAACCCGAGAGUACUGAGAGACUCAAUGGACAAUUGGUCUUUCUGAGUGAGGAGGAAAGGACAGCCCUGUCUAAACUUAACCCCUGCCUUGAGCCCAGCCAGGCAGAUGUACUGACAAAUCUUUUCUCCACUGACAUAAGCACUGUGUACAGAUUGGACAGACUUGAUGACUCCGAUUUCACUUACAUCAGAAACCACCCAAUUCCAGAACAGAAAACCACAGUGGAUCAAAGAAAGCGCACUGUAUCUGAAAAGAGUGAUGCAACUCCUUACCACUCGUCCCCGAGGCAAUCAUUCUCUGCCUCUCGAAAUCAUCUUGACCGAGACUCUGAAGUCCUCUCUUUCAACCUGGAGGACACCUUCAGAGAAAUGGACGAAUAUGAGGAAGACCCUCCAAACUUUAUGGAUGAGGGUAUCUGGGAGACUGAAGAAGCUGAGAGAUGCGACCCAAUCUUGACCCUCCUCAACCUGGAAUAUUUCCAAGACACUUUUAGAACUCUUUAUGACCUCUCCUACUCUUUUCUGGACACUUUCUUCAAUGGCCUUCCAGAGGACGAGGUGCUACAACAUUUGGAAAACCUGCGAGAAGGAGCCAAGAAAGGCAGGAUGCUCUGGGCCCACCGGCGUGCCUGCUUCCUCCUCGGCCGCCUAUGUGCCAAGAAACUAAAGUACUCACAAGCAAGAGUGUACUUUGAGGAGGCUUCGAAGGUUCCUGUAAAUGGCUUUAAUGACAAACCACUUCUAAUAGCCCUUUACACCAAUCUCACUUCGGUUUACCUAAAACAGAAGAUGAUGGACAAGUUGCCGUUCACACUUGAGAAAGCAAGUGCUCUGAUUCUUUGUCUUCCCUGCCACAACUUCUGCUCUGUGGAUGAGUUUGAGCUGCUACAACCAAUCAUGCGCAGAGCCAUAAUUGAAAAAGACAAAUACCUAGAGGCUCGGACAUGCUAUCUCUCUGUUUGUCUCUUUCUCCAUCUAAGGAAAAUAGAAGAAGCUUUACCGUUUGUAGAGAGGCUUCAGUUCCUUAUCAUCACACUGUCUGUGGAAGAAGGGAGGCAAAUUGCCCCGGUUGAUCUCAACUGGCUGCUGUGCAGGCUUUACCACAAAAAGUAUCUACCUUUCCUCGCACUUGCUUCUUUAAGUCUAGACUCAGGGCAAGAUCAUUCCUUGAAUGAUGCAUUCCAGAAAAUUGAACUCUUUAUCAAAAACUCAGUCAGGCUUAAUCCUCACUGGAAGGAAAAUAUUUCUGUGCUUCCUGCACAGGUGGUGGUUUACCUUCAGCAGGCUUUGGCAAUAGCUAGUCAAGGGGAGGACCUGAAGACUCAGAGGGACCUGUGCCUGAGCCUGGCUAGUGUUUACCAGCAGCAUGGAGCACUAAAAAAAGCUGUGCCAUAUGCCCAACAUGCAGCAAAGACUGGAAAUCAAAUCAAUGAGGAAGAGGGCUUUGAGGCGUCCAUACUGCUGGCCUGGCUCUUGGUAAUGACAGAUGAACCCAUUCAGGCUCAGAACAAUCUGCGUCCACUUCUUAAGUCUUUGAAUGAAACAGACAGUCCAACACAGCGUGGGGUGGUUUACAAUCUCCUAGCUUUAUGUUUACGCAAACAGGCCAGAGUUCAGGAGGCAGCAAGAAACUUUUAUUGUGCUCUGCAAAUCUCCAGAGAGAAUGGGAACAAACGUAAUGAAGCCCUAGCUCUGGCUAAUUUGGGAUGCUUGUCCCUAUCCAUAGGGGCUUCAGGCCUGGCAGAGUGCUUUCUACUCAAAUCCUUCCACCUAUUUCAGUUUCUCUCAGAGAGCCCUACAGACCAGGAGCAUGUCCAGGUUCUGCUAUGGCUGGGUAGGAGCUACAAGGAUAGAGGGGGGAGCCAGGAGGUUCGACUGUGGUUCGAGAUGGGCCUGCUAAUUGCUAUUAGUGCUAACAAUCUGCACAGUCAGAUGGUUGUGGCAAAAGUUUUAAGUCGUCAUUAUGCUGAUUUGCUGCUGUACGGACAGUGUAUUGUUUACUAUGAGCACUGUGUGAGUCUGUGCAGAAGACUCAAGAAUAAACAGCUAGAAGGAGAAUACCUUGAACUCCUGAGCAGCCUGUAUCUCUCACUCAACACAGAGAAGUCAUCUAGGAAGUCUCUAGAUUGCUCAAAGCAAAGCUUGAGGAUCUCUAUAGAUCUGGGGAAAAGACAGGAAGAGUCUGAGACAUGGUUACAAGUGGGCCGUAUCUACUAUCUAAUCAAUGAAGACGAACUGGCUGACAUGUACCUACAGGCAGCAGUAAAGACAGCCCUCAGGAUGAAUGACCCAUGCUUCGCUAUGAGCAUUUAUGAGGAAGCAGGAGAUGUGUUUUUCAAAGGACACAGAAAUCAGAUAGCUGCCCUACCUUUUUACAGGGAUGGGAGUUUGCCAUUUGCACGCAGCAUUAAGGAUGUGCACUCAGAGUUCAGGCUGUUAAGUAAACUGACAGAGCUCCUGAUGAAGCAAAAGCAAUAUGAGGAAGCACUGCAAUAUGCCACUCUUGCAGUGCAGGUCAGCGCCACCACUGGUAAGGCCUCAGGAUUAAAUAAUAAUAAUUGUUAUAAUACAAUAUUAACAAUAACUUCAUUAAUGGAAGACAGUAAUGUUGUUUUAUUAAGCAAUUUUUGUUUUUAAGUGCUUUGUGUAAGCUU